Podospora pseudocomata is the source of this 891-nucleotide messenger RNA. RefSeq lists its product as uncharacterized. The transcript has 3 exons. NCBI's taxonomy places the organism in Eukaryota, Fungi, Ascomycota, Sordariomycetes, Sordariales, Podosporaceae. The record is from RefSeq and is a predicted model, not a curated record. The coding region runs from base 1 to 891 and encodes 296 amino acids.
AUGGCUCCAACGAUAGACUGGCCAUCUUGGAGAACCAUUAUAUUGAAGGAGUACAAGAGACGGCACCAACAGAGCCUCGAGAAGGCCUCACAUGGUGUUGCUGUCCAAAUCAAGCCCAUGUACGAUCGUCUGAAGAUGGCAACCCAGAAAGCCGAGAAAGAUGCCGAGGAGGUGGGUUCCUGGGACAAGGAGCUGAGGGAAGUCAAAGAGAAGAUCUUGCGGCUUGACGAAAAGAAAGCCCGGGCGAUGAACUACAAGAAGACAGUUGAGCAGAAAAGAACAAGUCUGCUCUACGGUAUUGCCGAUUCAUUAGCGCUUAUGGAAUCAGGAAGUCGUGCCAUGAACAGCUGCAUUGUGGACCAGUACGCAAUUGAGAUGAGCCCCCAGCCCAGCAGCGCAAAUGGCGGGGCCCGAGUUGUGGUCGACAUUGACUGCCUCUCUUGGAGGACUUCACGUCGAGGGUCAAGUCCCAUGUGGCCUACAUGGACUUCUUGCACGAGCACUGCGAGACCGAGAACCGGCGCUGAACCGCCCUCUGGUGAGGAAUCGUUGCGCCAAGUGUCGCAGGUGACUUUGAAUCUUUUGUGCCCCAAUAGCUUCAGUCCAGAGCAGAGACCUGCCGACCUCACCACCGCAGCAGCGGAGGCGCCCCCCGCUGGUACAUCGUCGCAAAGUUCAAAAAGCAAUUCCAGCGUCGCCAAGCAGAGCACCAGCACAGUUGGACGUAGCAACGAACACUCCAUACCAGCCUCCGCCCCUCGCAACCUUAACAUCGAAUCUUUUUCGCUUCCAACAUUGCGGUUUCAGCCCGAGGUGAACGGUCCGCCAUUCACGAUCAUCAGAUACGGGAGUCGCAUGGUCCUGGUGCAUCUGGCUCUGGGGAAAAUUUGA